Crotalus tigris (Tiger rattlesnake) is the source of this 5808-nucleotide messenger RNA. RefSeq names its product egl-9 family hypoxia inducible factor 3 (gene EGLN3). Gene Ontology annotation, biological process: cellular response to hypoxia; peptidyl-proline hydroxylation to 4-hydroxy-L-proline. The record is from RefSeq and is a predicted model, not a curated record. Gene Ontology annotation, cellular component: cytoplasm; nucleus. The coding region runs from base 482 to 1207 and encodes 241 amino acids. Gene Ontology annotation, molecular function: peptidyl-proline 4-dioxygenase activity; L-ascorbic acid binding; ferrous iron binding. The transcript is spliced from 5 exons. Lineage: Eukaryota; Metazoa; Chordata; Lepidosauria; Squamata; Viperidae.
AGGAGUUUGCCGGACGUGGCUCCCCAAAAGGGGGGAAGUGAUCGUCUCAGCCAAAGGGGGUGUUCACUUCUCACACUGAUCUCCUGGCCUCAGAACGAAUAGCAAAGAUCUUCAGCCAAAGUGUUACUCUUACCGUAGGUGGAAGGCAGCCCCGGGGGUGGGGGGAGUGGUGCAGUUGCCCUUCAUACUAUUCUGAAGCUUUGGGUCGCCAGGAGUGGCGAGAAACUGAGAUGGUGACUGCUGGCUGCACGGAAGACCGAGUGUUAUUACUUGAGCAAAACUUUUGAGCGCUCGGCUUCAUUACUUCCCUGAUACAGAGCAACUCUGUCUGGUUGCGGUUCUCCGUCGCAAUCUGAGAAGUUUGACCUGCUGAAGCGAGCGGCCGAUUCGUUUUGUUAGAAUAACCGAUACUCAAGCAGCCCAGGCUCUGGGACAAAUCCAAGAUUGCUCUUUUUUGACAUUAUUUAGGGUUGAGGGUGAAAUGCCAUUGGGCGAUAUUAUGAGAUUAGAUUUAGAGAAAAUUGCCCUGGGCUACAUUGUACCUUGUUUGCGCGAUAUUGGCUUUUGCUACUUGGACAAUUUCUUGGGCGAGAUCAUAGGGGAUUGCGUCUUGGAAUGUGUAAAACAGAUGCAUUAUAGUGGGGAGCUGCAGGAUGGUCAACUGGCCGGCCAGCGCCAUGGCAUCUCCAAGAGACACUUAAGAGGAGACAAGAUAAAGUGGAUCUCAGGCACUGAGAAAGGAUGCGAGGCCAUCAACUUUCUCCUGUCACUGAUAGAUAGACUGGUGAUGUUUUGUGGCAGUAGUUUGGGCAAAUACUAUGUCAAGGAAAGGUCCAAGGCUAUGGUAGCUUGCUAUCCUGGGAAUGGAACUGGCUAUGUGCGUCAUGUGGACAAUCCCAAUGGAGAUGGGCGAUGUAUCACCUGCAUUUAUUACCUGAACAAGAACUGGGAUUCAAAGCUGCAUGGAGGAAUUCUACGAAUAUUCCCAGAGGGCAAGUCCUAUGUAGCGGAUGUCGAACCCAUCUUUGACAGAUUACUUUUUUUCUGGUCAGACCGAAGGAACCCACAUGAAGUGCAGCCUUCCUAUGCAACAAGGUAUGCAAUGACUGUGUGGUAUUUCGAUGCUGAGGAAAGAGCAGAAGCCAAAAAGAAAUUCAGGAAUUUAGUUGAUGCAGGAAAGACAGAAGCAGUUCUCGGUAAAGACUGAAUAACAAAUAAUUUGAUACAAUUUUUGUAUAAUGAAAAUUUUCGGACUAUUUGCAAGCAAUAAGAUCCAAAGAUUACAUGGUCUGUUUUUUAUGAUUAUUGGAUAUUCUUCAGUGCACUAUUUUUGACAUUAACUAAUGUUUGCAUAUUACCAUGAUGGUACUCAUGACAGCUUCCAAUCUCUUCUAUUUGGCGUAAACAUCCCUCUUCUGUUCUUGCCUUUUAAUUGAAGAAUACAGAAUGAAGAAUAUCACCAAAUCUCAUAUGAUAUCAAGGUGAAGAUGGCAAUACUAGUAAUAAAAAUACUAAACAUUUGAACAAUUGGAGGAACCUGAAUCUAUUUGCACUUUAGUUACAUUUUCUGGUUCGGUAGAAAGGAACUUUACGAAGGAUCCUCACUGGCAAACUUCAGAUGAGCAACAUAAGCAAGCCAAGAUGCAAACCAGAACUGCAUACUUGUCAGGAACUAGUUUCAUUAUGUCGGUGCAGAGCUUUUGAUGUUGUGCCUCAUCGUUUUGCUUACAGACUAUUACAGACUUCUUCGACUUGUCUCAUUGCCAAAUCAAAGCCUCCCGCUUGCCAUAAAAUUGCCUGGAUUUUAUCCACAUUGUUCAAGCCAAGCAACAGCAGUUCUAUCACUUUGCCUUUUUAGAGCCCCCAAAUAGAAGUGGUAGCCAUUGUGCACCUACUUAUAGUGUUCUUAAAAAGUACUUCCUUUGUGGGUUAGCUCUGAGAAUUAUUUUUAUCAUCUUUUAAAACUGUUUGGCAAAAUAGCUAGCCAGCCUCACCAGCUCCUACCCAUUACAAACUUUGGGAAAUUUGAUGGCAAGCUAAGAGAAAGUAUGCCAAGAAAUCAUCUAAUCAAAUUUCAUUUUCAUUUUAAUAUUUUUCAACUGAUCUUCCACUAGUCACAUAUUGUAUGUGACAAAAACUGAACUCUGGCAAUCAAGCGUAUUGUUAAGAUGGGCUUGAUAACUAACUAGCUGUUGAAGAGACAUAGAAAGCAAUGUCCAGCUGGCUCUUAACUGUUAUAUUUGGGAAACAUUUGCAGUGGCCACUGAAAAUGGCAUGUAAACUGGCAUUCGGUUGUGGUGUAAAUUUUGGAUCUGUUAUAAAUGGGGCUAAGAUUGUACAACUGAAUUUCAGACCUAAUCACUAUUGUUUUGGAACCCGUAAGAAAGUGUGCUUUGAACUGUAGACUUACAACUCAGUCUUAAGAUUUGAGAUGCCAGCAAAAUAAAUAAAUAAAUAAUGUGUUGGAUGGGAUGUUCCAGUUGCUGUACCUAUGCAGUGUCAUAUAGCAUGAAUCUUGGAGAGCAGAUGCACUAUGAAAAUAUUUAAGAUAAGAUUCAUAGAUCUGUGUUACCAGUAUGAGGUCAGGAUAGAUGUUGCUAUCGUGAUGUAUUGAGAUUACAAAUACAAAUAUAAAAUGUGGUCCCAAAUGUCACUUUGCUACACAUAAAUUCCUGCAUUGAAGCCAUGGGUUUUACAGAGAGAGAUUAUGAAGCACAUACUUUCUUCUAAUGUCACUUUUUCAAAGAAAAGCAUUUCUAAUGAAUAAACUUAGCAGUAAAUGCACUUAGACAAAAAAACAAAUUGUUUUCAUCAAAAUAUGCAAUGAAUGAAUGAAUGAAUGCAAUUCAAUCCUUUGAAGAUAAUUGCUCAUUUCUCUGUUGUCUCUAGCAGUGUUUUGAAUAUUGUGAUGGAGAUUAUUUGUUCUUCCAAGUGUCCAUACUUUUCUCCAGGUUCCAUUUUUAUUCUUCCUUUUCAUUCCAAUUAAACUUUUUAGUUCAGUUUUGACUAUUAUGGCUUUAAAAGGGAUGGCUGAUAUGAUAUCUCCUUGUAAUUUCUGAAGACAUGGAAGUCGCUUCCCCAAAACAUGAGCCACAGAACAAGGCUAAUAUAUUUAAGAAUUAUGCGGACUAAGCCCAAAUCCAAUUGAAAAUAUUUUUUUCAGCAACACAGUAUGUAUAAAGCAAUAUAAUUUCUAAUAAAAUUGCCAUUGUUUACUUCAGGAAACAAGGCUCUCCUGCCUGCAUUUGAUGUCUGAAUUUUAAGAUGCUCUAUGAUGAUUCCCUUUCUUCUUAAAUAUUUCCUUGAAUGUUCCUCUUUGAUCACAUAGUUUUAUACACGGAGAGUUUAUGAUGUGUUUUUCUUGUAUAAAAUAUUUCAGGAAAGAACAAAUCAGUUAAAUUUGACUUGUGCAAAAUAGAAUUAAAAAUUAAUUGCUUUCAUUUGUGCUAGUGAGUGAUUCCUCCCUCCCCUUUCUUGUGUAAAGAGCUCAUAAUUGGAAGGAAAGUGUGGCUAUACAGUAUAUAUUUGCAGCAGGAGAAUUUUAUAGGCAUCAAAGUGAGAUUUUACAAAUCAAAAGAUGGUAGUAUUUAUUUUAAAAACCAUGAGAAGCAUCUGGUGGCAUCUUAAAGAUUGAUAUGGAUUAUAGCUUAACUCUCUUAGACUACAGUUGACUAUAAUAGAUUUUUUUUGUUUCUUUUUGGCUGCCACAGACUAUAAUAGCCAAUCUUCUAGCAAUUACAUGAAAGUGAAGAUGGGCAUCAGCCUAAGCAUAUUUAUUUCUAUUCUGUGUCAGAAUGUCCAAGUCUCAGGUCUCUAGUCUCAAGAACAGAAAAAGAUGUCUGCUCCAAGGCUGAUCAGUAUUGGGACGGAACAGUUGAAUCAUGAAGUGGAAGGCAGUCUGAGCAAAUUGUAGAAUAGGGGUCUUCAAACUUGGCAACUUUAAGACUUGUGGAUUUCACCUCCACAGGGCUGGCUGAGGAAUUCUGGGAGUUGAAGUCCACAAGUCUUAAGGUUGCCAAGUUUGGAGACCCCUGUUGUAGAAAGUCAGGAAAUGGAUGAGGUCUACCUUGCCAACUGCCAAGUCUAUCCAACUAUAACCUUAAAGGAACCCAUUAUCAUCUCAAUGAUGCAUCCUUGAAGAGAUAUGCUAAAAUAUAUAGGAAUUACUAGGAAUUCAGUACUUCAUUACUAGGAAUAAAUAGAACUCCAGAUCACUAUGUCUGAAAAACAAAGAUCUGUUUGCAUAGCAUCAGGAAACUUGCAUAACAUCCUUCAGUCUCCUUUAAUUUGGAGACAAGUCUUUCAUCCACAGAAGCUUCUUCAAAGGAAAAAAAAACUGCACACUCAUAACCCCACAUUCUCUUUCAAGAAAUAGGUUUUUGCUCUAUUCACAUGUGACAAAAUAAAGCCAUUUAUGAUUCCCGCACAAGAUUGUGCAAUCAGACCUAUUUUCUCAUUCACCUAAGAUAAAAAAAUGUUAUUUUUAUUAUUGUUCCCACCUUGCUGUAGAUGCAUAUCAUGGGGAAUUCCUUCAGAGUGAGUAUGUCUUGAAAGAGAAAAAAACGGGUAACAAUUUCUAUGUAAUAUCCUUUGUAAAAGGUAUCAGCUUUUUUAUAGUUGGGAAAGAAUCUACUGUUAUCAAUCAUAGAUGAAUCCUUCAACUGCCUAAGCAAUUUAGAACUUGAAAAGUUAAUGAGAUCAUCAAUUGGCUGUGAUUAUAGUGUGGUAGUGAAAUGUUAUUUACCUAUUUUAUUACAAUGUUUCAUUGUGUUUUAUUUAUGCAAAAUGAUUAACUUCCAGAAUAUUGCAAAAACAUUUCUUUUAAUGGUUCUGAGUGCAUUUUCAAUAAGCAGUUUGUUAAAAAAUUGUCAUAAUGGAGCACCAAUGACGUUAUUGGAUCAACAGGAAAAAAUGGUGAUUUGGCUAUUUAUUAGUUGAGGAGCCAAAGGUACUUUUAUUGCCUUUUUCUUGCCAUGACUGAAGGCCCCCCCUUGCCCAUUGGAGUUGGAAAGUGUGCUGGGCAAAGGUGAAAUAAUUUCAUUGCAUUUAUAAAUAAAUAAACCAUGAUUUCUAAACAGUUUAAAGUCAUAUCUAGGGCUAACUGUUCAUUUCUACAUUUCAUGGAGUGGUGAGAUAAUUUUUUCGAUCUACAAAAAGUUGUUGUAUCCAUUGUUAAAUUGUCAGGAUUAUAGCUUUCUAGGAUUAUUUUAAUAGUCAAUUUAAAUGCAAUCCAAUAAUUAUCACACCAGACCUAAUCCCUCUGAGUACUGUACAAAGUCAUUUAAAAUAAAUUGUAUUUACUACAGAAAAAAGUUGGGCAAAAUGGUCAAUUUCACCUUCUUAAUAUGAAGAGUCCAUUUGUAUUUUUUAAACCUAAUACACAUUUUGAAAACAACACAAUGAAAUAUAUUUUAUCUCUCAUGUGUUUCCUAUGUUUCCAAUAAGAUUGGAACUUGUGGAAAAACAGAAUUCAGAGAUGGUCAUUUUUGAAAAAAAGAAUUAAUACUGUGUUCUAUUCCUGCAUGAUUGCUUUUCGAUGUAACUAUUUCUACUACUGCUUGCUUUGGAAAGUGCAUUAAUUUGCUGCCCAUUCUUAAUCGUAUUUUGUGACUGGCUCCCCAAUCGUCUCUCAGGACGGCAAACCUUUUGCCAGGCUACAUGCUGGUCAUUGUUGCUGGCAGGUGGGCUGGAUAGUGGUCUAUACUGUGGAAUGUUGCCAUCCUAUCCACAUUUGUGUUUGUGUUAUUUAAAACGAUGUAGAAUGAAAUAAAAUCUUGCAGGAGUCAAUAAACUAAGCUGUGGAUUUGA